CAGCAAACCUGGGUGCGUCCGUCAGGUUGGAGAGCGAAGUCAGUGUCCGCGAAUGAGCGCCUUUGCUUCGUUGGAGGGCAGGCAACGUCAGAGAUUUGCAGCGCCAUGUUCGCACCCUCGAGGAAGAACAGAAACAGCAGGAGAAGGAAAUGAAGAGCCUAAAGCAGUCCAACCAGGAAAUGGAGGCCACACUGGAAAGACCCACCUAACCCACCUAACCCACCCACCUAACCUAACCCACCUAAUCCACUUAACCCAACCCAACCCAACCCCACCUAACCCAACCCCACCUAACCUAACCCCACCUAACCUAACCCACCUAACCGCUUGGCUGACGGGUGGACGUGUAUCUGUUGAGCUCCGAGAGAGAACACAAAAACAGCUAAAAAGUGAGUUAAAAGUGCAUUUGGAAUUGUUCCAAAAGGUGCCCCAGGCGUCCGAAGCUCCCGGGCACAAGUGGAGGCCCAACAAGAAGCGAUGGAAGGGGCUGGGGGGGCCGAGAGAAAGCGACCUGAAAAUGGCCACGGCAGGAAAAACCGGCUGCAAAAGCGAAAGUGCCCAGCCGACGUUGAAGCAAACUGGCCAAAAAAUGGAAUUUAAAUGCAUUUUGAAAGACAUAAAAGAGACACCCGGGGAGGGGGAACGUCCCUGGGGGCGGCGGCAGGGAAACCCCAGGGGUGACCCCCAGGAAGGCGAUGGCGACGCUGGCGAAGGGCGCAGAGCGAGGGAUAAGGAGCCGGGAGGAAAAAAUCCAAAGCGGAGCGUUUCCAAACGCUCCGCAGAGACCAAGAGGGGAUUCAAACGAACGGAGGGGUGAAGCGAAACAACUCCCAGGGAGGCAUCAGCUCGGGGGACCCCCCAGGACAUCGCUGAGAAGCCAGGCUGAGUAGCGGUGCUGCGGCCGGGGCUGGAGGUUGGCAACCGAGGGGCCUGGGAAGAGAAACAAGGCGCAGGCAAAACAACAGGUGGCUUUGCCAAAACUUCGGAGAGUGCCCAG
Molecule: messenger RNA, 997 nt
Organism: Sphaerodactylus townsendi
Lineage: Eukaryota; Metazoa; Chordata; Lepidosauria; Squamata; Sphaerodactylidae
Exons: 2
Coding region: 53-817 (254 amino acids)
Source: RefSeq, a predicted model, not a curated record